This is a messenger RNA of Maniola jurtina (meadow brown), 4813 nucleotides long. RefSeq names its product zinc finger RNA-binding protein (gene Zn72D). The coding region runs from base 96 to 2837 and encodes 913 amino acids. NCBI's taxonomy places the organism in Eukaryota, Metazoa, Arthropoda, Insecta, Lepidoptera, Nymphalidae. The transcript has 20 exons. Gene Ontology annotation, molecular function: single-stranded RNA binding; zinc ion binding; double-stranded RNA binding. The record is from RefSeq and is a predicted model, not a curated record. Gene Ontology annotation, cellular component: precatalytic spliceosome.
CCAUAUUUUUUUCUAUCAAAGACAAAACGCCGGUCUUUUAUUUCUCGUUUUCCGCCCAGAAGUGUGUGUAUAGUUUCUACGCGGAAAAUUGGUAAAUGAUGGCAGCAAAUAAUUAUUUUGGGUUUACCCAUGGUGGAACCCAAUACGGUGCGGCAACAGCUAGUGCAGCUUACGGCGGCCAGACGGGGUACGCCGUGGCGCCGGCUGCGACCGCCGCGACGUACGGGACCCAGCGUGCCGCGGCGACAGGUUACGAUACUGCGUACCAAGCCGCGGCCGCCACGCAAGCCCUGGUUGUGUCUCCAGCGGCGCACGCGCACGCACACGCGGCCGCCGCCGCCGCGUCGGCCUACGACGCCAGCAAGAGCGCGUACUACCAGCAGGCCGCCGCCGCGUACCCCGCGGCCGCGCCGCCGCAGCCCCAGCCGGCCUACGACACCACGGCCAAACCCGCCUACUCCACGCCCGCCACCUACGCACAGUAUGGGCAGGGCGGCGCGCGCGGAGGUGGUGGCGCCAAAGCGACCUACGGCUCCGUGUACACCGCCACCACGGCCGCCGCGUCCUACCCCUCGCAGCCCUACACCGCGCCCGCGGCGCAGCCCGCCAAGCAGACGGCUAACAGGGGCAACUCUGCUUAUGAUACAGCUCUCUACAACGCAGCAACCAUGUAUGUGGCGCAGCAGAACAAAACUGGCGGUGGCGGCGGAUGGAAGAACUACAACAAGAGCGGUGUAGGCGCGGCGCAGGCGCGGCGACCGAAGCCGCAACCGAAGGCGCAGCAACUACACUACUGCGACGUGUGCCGCAUCUCAUGUGCCGGCCCACAGACAUACAAAGAGCACUUGGAAGGUCAGAAGCACAAGAAGAAGGAAGCGGCCGUGAAGGUCGCCGCCGCGGGUGGGGGGUCCGGUGCGAGGGCGUGUGGCGCCUCCGCCUUGCGCUGCGAGCUGUGUGACGUCACAUGCACCGGCGCGGACGCAUAUGCGGCGCACGUGCGCGGCAUCAAGCACCAGAAGGUGGUCAAACUGCACACCAUGCUGGGCAAGCCUAUCCCCUCCACUGAGCCCACAAAGUUGACUCCGGCCAAAAAGACGGUCGCGGGCGCGCCCAAGGUGUCGUUCGUGGCGUCGGGCGGGCUCAGCACGGUGGGCUCAAGCGACGCGCGGCCCGCAGACGCCGCGGCCGAGCGCGAGGACGAGCCGGACGAGCCCGAGGUGCAGCCCGUGGGGCAGGACUACAUCGAGGAGAUCCGCGGCGACGACGGCAAGGCGCUGAGCUUCAACUGCAAGCUGUGCGACUGCAAGUUCAACGACCCCAACGCCAAGGAGAUGCACAUGAAGGGCCGCCGCCACCGCCUGCAGUACAAGAAGAAGGUGCAACCGGAUCUGGAAGUGAAGGUGAAGCCUUCGAUGCACCAGCGCAAACUGGCUGAAGCCAAGGCUCAGCGGAUGCUAGUCAGGGAUGAGCUGUGGGCGCGCCGUCGCAUGCAUGAGGCGGGCGAAGACGACGAGCGCGCGUACUGGGAGGGCGCCGACUGGUGGCGCGGCCCGCACCAUCAUCACCAUCACCAGGGCAUGGGCAUGGGCUACGGGCCGGUGGGGCGGCGGCCGGAGACCUCGGACGAUCGGCACGUGCUCGCCAAGCACGCGGACAUCUACCCGCCGGAACAGCAGUUGCAAGAGAUUCAGCGCGCCGUGUCGCACACGGAGAAAGCUCUCAAGUCACUGUCCGAUGCGUUGGCCGAUACCACGCGAUCCAAGGGUCAGCCUGCCAAAGCAGCAGUCAAAACUGAAGACAAAAAAGAUGACAAGCCAGAGGGAAAAGAAGACGGCCGGGAUAACCAAUUGUUCUCAUUCGUCGGCGAGGGCGAAGCCCCACAAGGCGAAGGCGCUAAUACUACGAGUGGCUCCGCUGCAUCAGUCACCGGGCCCGGCGUGCGCGCGCUCAAGGGCGUGAUGCGUGUCGGACUAUUGGCCAAGGGGCUAUUGUUGCGAGGGGACCGCGACGUUCGUCUAGUGGUGUUGUGCCACGACCGACCGACGGUCACAUUGCUCAAGCGCGUCGCCGCCGACUUGCCGCACCACCUCAACAAAGUUAAGGGUCCCAAUGAUGAAUCAAAAUACAAAGUGGAGUUGCAACCAGCGGAAGGCGCCGUGCAGGUUUCCGACGGGACGGUCAACGUCCUCGUCAGCCUGACGUCCGCCGUCAUGCGCGAGCCCGCAGAAGGCGGCGACAUAAAGCGAGACGACAAGGACGUGCUACCGCGGCAGAAGUGUUUGGACGCGUUGGCCGCCCUUCGGCACGCCAAGUGGUUCCAGGCUAGGGCGGCGAGCCUGCAGUCGUGCGUCAUCAUCAUCCGCAUCAUGCGCGACCUGUGUCGGCGCAUCCCCUACUGGACGCCGCUCAACCCAUACGCAAUGGAGUUGCUGGUCUCCGGAGUGAUGCAGUCGGCGGGAGGCGCGCUGUCGCCCGGGGAGGCGCUGCGGCGCGUCAUGGAAGCCCUGGCCGGCGGCCUCAUACUGGAGCACGGGCCUGGCUUGAGGGACCCGUGCGAGAAGGAGCUUGUUGACGCUUUGGGCAACAUGCCGGCACAAAAGCGUGAGGACCUGACGGCGUCCGCGCAACAAUUCCUGAGACAAAUCGCCUUCAGACAAAUUCACAAGGUACUGGACAUGGAGCCGCUGCCGAAGGUGAAGCACGCAGCGGGCGGCUGGAAGUUCCCGCGCAAGCGCAGGCGCUCCAACACCGACAACGACGCCGACACGCCCAACGGUGACGGCAAGGUGGUCAAGACGGAAGAGAAGACCGACGCGUCGGAGAACGCGAAGAAGUAACGCGUUCGCGCCCGACCGCCGCGUUCCUCACGCGAAUACUAAACCAAGCUGAUAGUGAACAUAAUGAUUAUAUUAUUUUCCAAAAAUUUAUUUUCUAAGAUAUACACGAUUGUAUACCUAAUGGAGAGAUGGCGAAUAGAACUGGAAUAGUUUAUUUUUAGUUUAUAGACUAGCGUUAUGACUCUAAUCAGACCUGUUGACUGUGUAAGCUUAAAGCGGUCCGCCCACGUCAGACUUUGUAGGUCCGAUAAAUAAUAAUCGGCCACCGACUUUUAUCAUACAUUUUUGACAGCUUUUUUGUAUGAGGGUCUGUUCGUCUGUGUCUGUCCACGUGUCACAGUUCUCCAGCUCGUAGACUACUUAGUGAGUUAGGAACCUGAAUUUUUUGUGAUGUAACCUCAAUUUUACAGUUUUCGGAGGAUUAUAAGACAUAGCUAACAAAUUUCAUCAUUCUAGGUUAACAGGAAGUACCCUAUAGGUUUUGAUUACCUUGACAUACAGACUCAACGGGACAGUAACUCCAUGGGUUUUGAUUCCCGUGACGGGUCUUGACAGACAGACAACGAAGUGUAGCUAACCUUCCUUCCCAGGGUUCCUUUUUUCCUCUUGAGAUACGGAUCCCUAAAAUGUUUGAAUAAAAAAAAACUUGUACAGUUCUAUUCGCCAGCUCUUCGUAUGAAAUGAAGUUUAUGUGAGACGAUGCAAACAUGCACACCUAACCGCUGGAGAAAUGGUGAGGAACUUUCAUGACCUGCUCGAUUAAAGCUGUAAGCUGUAAACCCUGUGCUUGUAGAGAAAGAAACGAAAAUGGCGUAAAUCAUUUUCUCCCACUCGCACACUUUACACGGGUAUAGUGUGCAAGUGUGAUCGAAUGAUUGACGCUGCUCAUUUCGCUUCGUUUCUUUGUUGGCACGCAUUAUAAAACACAUGUCGAGAAAAUAAAUUAAUUGAAAAUGGCGGCGUCACUCAGUCUCUCCCACUCGCACGCUAUACAUAAAUAUAGCGUGUAAGUGAUGGGGAUGAUUGUCGCCGCCAUCUUGGAUUCCUUUCUGUGACACAAGCAUAUGAUUCUUAUGUUACCUAGUUGUAGCAAAUUCCAGUUCAGAGUGGAAGGAAAAUUUAGUUACUGCUUUUAUCAAGUUUAUCAAUUUUCCCACAAUUUCUCCGAAUAGUUCUCACGGGCACGCGACGCAAUUUGCGUGAAAUAUAUUUUGUGUACCGCAUUUUGUCACACAAAGUUGUAUAAAUAUUAUUUUUGUGGCAUUGAUCGAUCUGUCCAAAACUACCUAUAUUAUAUUAUUAUUACUAAAUAAAAACUAAUUUUAGUCCAAGAGUUUAGAGGUAGUAGUAUUUUAAAAUUAGAUAGUAUUAGGAUACGAGCUAUAUUAUGUAGUCUCUAAUUUAAGGGCGAAGGUUCGACAGGGAUAGAAAAUUGUCACAGGCGCUAUGUACGGUACGCUCGAUGGAAAGGACAAAGAUGGAUAUAGAUAAGUUAUUUUGUUUCUACGUUUUUAGGUCACAGUAUUUUUUGACUUUGAAUUAUGAAUAUUAGUUCCUCUGACGGCGAAUGGAGUUUAACGGCUUCCGCUGGAAAAUGUUUUUUUUUUUUACUACAUUUGACUUUAUUUCUUAGUUAUAAAGCUGUGUGCACCAAAUUGAAUAUUUUAACGGUUCAUAUGAAACAGUAGUUUAUAAUAUAUCUGUAACCUUCAUUUUGUCCGUCUGAUUCAGCUAAAUAAACUUGUGUAAAUGAUCAAUUUUUCUUUAGUCUAAUACUUUCAUGUUAAUUCAAAAUUAACAACUGUGUGAUGUUUUUAUAUUAGAUUUUUUAGGUUUCAAACUUGUAAUAAGACCCUUAAGAUAGCUGAAAUAUUAAGUACUUUUGUCUUUUUUUCCAAUUGAGGAAAAUUACUUUUUGUAUUUAUAUGAGUACUUUUGAAUAUUAAUAUCAAUAAAUAAUGAAACACAAAAUGUUA